CUCAUCUAGCUUCCCGGACAGUGAGACUUGGAACUAGCCGCUGGCUGGGGAGGCUAGGGGGGCGCAAUAGGCAGCUCCAUUUACGACCCAUUUCUCCCUGGAGAAGCCAGAGACCUUCGAAGAGGGGCAGGGGGAGGGCCCAGCAAGAGAGAAGCCCCCGCUGGUACUCGGGGAAGCUUGGAAGGCGCUCGCUGCAGGGCUUGCUCGCCAGGCUACUCCUUUCCCUCUCCCUCCCUCUUUCACUCCAUUCUCCACCCCUCCAGCAGCUCCCGCGGUGCAGGGAGAGAUUUGGGGAGAACUAGUAAGCGUGGCGAGAGGGACACUUGGAGGACUCGGGGGUGUGCGAGUCUGCCGACUGGGCCGUAUACGAGGAGCCAAGUAUGGAGUGGAGUUACCUGUUGGAAGUCACCUCCCUGAUCGCUGCCUUCUCCCUGCUGCAGCGUUCCAGCGGGGCGGCCGCCGCCUCGGCCAAGGAGCUGUCGUGUCAAGAGAUCACCGUGCCCCUGUGCAAGGGCAUCGGCUACAACUACACCUAUAUGCCCAACCAGUUCAACCACGACACGCAGGACGAGGCCGGCCUGGAGGUGCACCAGUUCUGGCCCCUGGUGGAGAUCCAGUGUUCGCCCGACCUCAAGUUCUUCCUGUGCAGCAUGUACACGCCAAUCUGCCUGGAGGACUACAAGAAGCCGCUGCCGCCCUGCCGCUCCGUGUGCGAGCGGGCCAAGGCCGGCUGCGCCCCGCUCAUGCGCCAGUACGGCUUUGCCUGGCCGGACCGGAUGCGCUGUGACCGGCUACCCGAGCAAGGCAACCCAGACACCCUAUGCAUGGACUACAACCGCACGGACCUCACCACCGCCUCUCCCAGUCAGCCCCACCACCACCAUCCGCCGCCACCGCCGCCGCCGCUACCCGGCGAGCAGCCGCCCCCGGGCUCCGGGCACCAUCGGCCCCCGGGGGGUCGGCCUCCGCACCGGGGCAGCGGCGGCGGCAAGAGUUCGGAGGCUGCAGCUCCCCCAGCCCGGGGCGGAGGCGGGAAAUCCCGGGCCCCAGGCAGCGGCUCCUCCCCCUGCGAACCGGGUUGCCAGUGUCGUGCGCCCAUGGUGUCUGUGUCCAGCGAGCGGCACCCGCUCUACAACCGGGUCAAGACAGGGCAGAUCGCCAACUGCGCCCUGCCCUGCCACAACCCUUUCUUCAGCCAGGAUGAGCGCGCUUUCACGGUCUUCUGGAUUGGUCUAUGGUCAGUGCUCUGCUUCGUCUCCACCUUCGCCACUGUCUCCACCUUCCUCAUUGACAUGGAACGCUUCAAAUACCCUGAGCGACCCAUCAUCUUCCUCUCUGCCUGCUACCUCUUCGUCUCCGUGGGCUACCUGGUGCGCCUGGUGGCAGGGCACGAGAAGGUGGCGUGCAGCGGAGGGGCGGCGGGAGCUGGCGGCGCGGGCGGGGCCGGCGCCGGGGCGGGGGCGGCUGGGGCUGCGGCUGGGGCUGCUGGGGGCCCGGGCGGGCGGGGCGAGUAUGAGGAGCUGGGCGCAGUGGAGCAGCACGUGCGCUAUGAGACGACGGGCCCGGCGCUGUGCACCGUGGUCUUCCUGCUCGUCUACUUCUUUGGCAUGGCCAGCUCCAUCUGGUGGGUGAUCCUGUCGCUCACCUGGUUUCUGGCGGCGGGCAUGAAGUGGGGCAACGAGGCCAUAGCGGGCUACUCGCAGUACUUCCACCUGGCCGCCUGGCUGGUGCCCAGCGUCAAGUCCAUCGCGGUGCUGGCGCUCAGUUCUGUGGACGGUGACCCCGUGGCUGGUAUCUGCUACGUGGGCAACCAGAGCCUGGACAACCUGCGGGGCUUCGUGCUGGCACCGCUGGUCAUCUACCUCUUCAUCGGCACUAUGUUCCUCCUUGCCGGCUUCGUGUCGCUCUUCCGCAUCCGUUCGGUCAUCAAGCAGCAGGGAGGUCCCACCAAGACGCACAAGCUGGAAAAGCUCAUGAUCCGCCUGGGCCUCUUCACCGUCCUCUACACCGUGCCCGCCGCCGUCGUGGUCGCUUGCCUCUUCUACGAGCAGCACAACCGCCCCCGCUGGGAGGCCACCCACAACUGCCCCUGCCUGCGGGACCUGCAGCCGGACCAGGCCCGCCGGCCAGACUACGCCGUCUUCAUGCUUAAGUACUUCAUGUGCCUCGUCGUGGGCAUUACCUCGGGCGUGUGGGUCUGGUCUGGAAAAACGCUUGAGUCGUGGCGGGCCUUGUGCACCCGCUGCUGCUGGGCCAGCAAGGGAGCUGGUCCCGGUGGAGGAGCCGCCGCUGCCGCCGCUGCCGUAGGCGCGGGAGGAGGAGGAGGGGGAGUAGGAGGGGGAGGCGGCGGAGGAGGAGUGGGGGGAGGCGGCGGCGGGGGAGGAGGAGUGGGAGGCGGAGGAAUGGGAGGAGGGGGCUCUAUGUACAGCGAUGUCAGCACUGGCUUGACGUGGAGAUCGGGCACCGCCAGUUCGGUGUCCUAUCCCAAACAAAUGCCAUUAUCCCAGGUCUAGAAGGGGGGCGGGAGUGGGCAAAAGGAGAGGACUU
Messenger RNA from Gracilinanus agilis (Agile Gracile Mouse Opossum), 2547 nucleotides. RefSeq names its product frizzled class receptor 8 (gene FZD8). Lineage: Eukaryota; Metazoa; Chordata; Mammalia; Didelphimorphia; Didelphidae. Bases 381 to 2513 code for a protein of 710 amino acids. Gene Ontology annotation, biological process: canonical Wnt signaling pathway; non-canonical Wnt signaling pathway. The record is from RefSeq and is a predicted model, not a curated record. Gene Ontology annotation, molecular function: Wnt receptor activity; Wnt-protein binding. The transcript has a single exon. Gene Ontology annotation, cellular component: plasma membrane.